Struthio camelus australis is the source of this 3273-nucleotide messenger RNA. NCBI's taxonomy places the organism in Eukaryota, Metazoa, Chordata, Aves, Struthioniformes, Struthionidae. The record is from RefSeq and is a predicted model, not a curated record.
UUUGAACUUUGCUUCAUAUGCUUUCUGCAUGUCUUUUAUUAUUCACGUGUAUUGUUUAUACAGCCUAAUGGACGGUCUUUCCUUGAUGCAUCUGAGGAUGAAAUAACACAGACUACUCGUAGAGAAAAUAUAAAGCAGCCUUUGGAUGCAGAAAAGAAGAAUGAGAAGUCAAAGAAAAAAAAGAAGUCAAAGGGAGAUGCUAAAACGGUUCAGGAUAUGUCACGUCUAGAUGGAAAGGAAGUUGAUGAAGGAACCUGGGAAACUAAAAUCAGUAACAGAGAAAAGCGACAGCAACGUAAGAGAGACAAGGUAUUGACUGACACUGGCUCAGGAGAAUUGAAUCUCCAAGGAGUGGAAAAUGCAGUUACUGUAUCCAUUGAACAACUGAUGCCUACACCAUCGCUUCCAGUCGGUCUCAGAAAAAAUAAAGGUGACGCACUUCUGAAUGUUCAAGUUAGCAGCUCUAAAACUGCAAAGGGAGAGUCAGCAAUUCCACAAGUUUCUCCAGGGUUGAGUGAAAGCCAUACUGUAAAUGGAGGAAGCUGGAAUGAGAAGCCUGUAAAAAUCUCCUCACAGAUAGGUGUAGGGGAGGAGAAAUGGACAUCUGUGUCCUCAGCUACAGCUGGGAAGAGGAAGACUGAGACAUCGGCCUGGGGCCAGGAUACUGGAGAUGCUAAUGGAAAUGGAAAAGACUGGGGCGUAACCCUGGUGGGCAGGCCCUGGAAAGAGCGUUCUUUGUUCACUCCUAUUGCUGCUUGGAAUGUGGAUGCAAGGAUUAAUACCUCUGAACAGAAUUCUGCUUCCUUCUCUUCAUUUGGAUUAACUCCUGGAGUUUCUGGAUCCAACAGUGAGUCAGCUUCUCAGACUGGUACUUCUGAUUUUCAGUGGGAUUUAAGUCAUGCCCAGCCCCCUGUUGAUGAUGAAUGGUCUGGGUUAAACGGACUGUCUUCAGCUGAUCCCAGCUCUGACUGGAACGCACCAGCAGAAGAGUGGGGGAAUUGGGUAGAUGAAGAAAAAGCUACAUCUGUUCCACAGCCUGAAGAGACAUCAUCAGAUGUUCAGAAGGCUUCAGAUAAUGAAAGAGACAAAGCAGACCCACUUCAGAGUUCGGCAAGUGGGAAAUCCAAGAAAAAGAAGAAGAAAAAGAAGAAGCAGGGUGAAGAGGCUAACUCUCCUGCACAGGACACUGAAGAACUGGAUAGGGAAGCUGGAGAAGAAUUUCUGGAGGAUACCUCAAAAGCUCAACCGCAACAGGAAAUAGCUUUUUCUUUGAAGACCAUAAGUACUAGUGAACCAGCUAAGCCUGAGGAGGCUCCUUCGCUUGCUGUUUCUACUGAGCCAUCUGUAAUUGUAUCAGAAAGUGAUUCUGGCAAGAUCACUUCCCAAGUGCCACAGAUGCUGCAAGAGACAGAUGUUUCUAUUCCCAAUAUUAAGCAAAACAGUGUGCCUCCUCCACAGACAAAGUCUGAAGAAAGCUGGGAAUCCCCCAAACAAGUUAAAAAGAAGAAAAAAGCAAGAAGGGAAACGUGAAUUUCCUGAAAUGGACUUGUGUUGCUGAAUACUGUCAUGAAGAUCAUGCUGUUUAUGCAAUAAUUUGUGAACAUGUACAGAAUUUUAUAUAAAUUUCAACCAAUUUUUAAAAACAGAACUGCUGUGAACACAAACAUCUUUAAAAAGGAAUCAAAGGAAAGUAACUUUAUGAUAUAGAAAACGGAACAUGCUACAUUUGAAAGACAUUCUGAAGAGUCUGUUUUUCCAACUUAUGGAGAGAGAUGUUAAUUAAAACCUGGUUUUACAACACAGUGCCCUGUUUACAACAGAUUAUACUCUCAUCUACAGCUGCGGAUAAAUGAUUAAUUUUAAGGAAGGGUUUUCUGUAAAAUAAUUGUCUGUACAAUAGUGAGUGUUUCUUGCCUCUCUUCUGAGUGAUGCAUUAGAAGCACAGAAUGUCUACCAUUCAAAUUUGUUUCAUGCCUAAAUCAAAGUGCUUUGAUUAAAUACGUAAUCUGCCAUAUCUUUACGGUAAGUUGGUUAGCAAGUCUGCUAGCUAUUAAAGGAAUCACAAGUGCAAAUCAUUAAUCAUUUGUACAGUCGAACCUUUAUGGUUUAUUAUAUGAAGUUAACACAAUAAAACUGCUUUGGGUUAAAAGUUUGAGAAUGUGAUUUGAAACUUGAGUAUGGUUCAUGAAGUUAUUUUUGAUAAUGUCUAUUACCUUACUUGAAUUGUUGAAAAUAACAGUAUAUUUUUAAGAAUGCAGUAAUGUGCAUAAAAUUAGUUUUUCCCGCUUCAUUCCUUACAGGUCUUGGUUGAUUCAGACUGCUAUCUAAAAGUGUAUCCCUUUAACUUUUAAACACAUGGAAUGAAUUUAAAUCAAAUGUUCCCUUCCCUUAACAUGUAUUAAUUUACUACACGCAAUUCUAUUCUGUUCUCUAUUACUGAAACUCCGAAGAAAGCAAGGUGAACUGUUUUCACUCACAAAUUAUAUGGGAAUUCAAAAACUUGUUGGAGAAUUGGAGUGGCUUCAGACAGCUUUAAUUGACAUUGUCUAGACCAGUUAUCAGGAACACGUUUUUUACUGCCUUAACCUGUAGUAUGUAGAGGGCGUCUAGACUUCUGGACAGAAGUUAGUGUUUUUAUAAAAAAAAAAAAAGAAAAGAAAAAGAAAAAGGGAAAAAAAAAAAAAGAAGCAAACAUUCAUGCAAGUAUAGCAGUUGUAAAAUAAAGAACAUUUCCCGCUUAAAACUGUUGAUUGAAAUGGUGUUUUAAGAUGUGUUGUCAUUUUCAGGCGCUCUGUAUUUACAUGGUAUCAAACUGGCAGGUGCGUUUCUAUCUAUAUGGUGCAUGCUCAGCCAUGUACACUGUAAAUAGCCUUUACAAAAAAUUGUUUGAUAAGGAUGGUAGUUAACAUCACCUGUUGAAUUCUGUUAAAGAAGAGCCAUGAUUUUUUUUUAAUGGUUGGCUUUUGGUUUUGUGGCACAAACGGGAUUGUUAACAACUGUAACACAUGGUACUGUAGAUCAAAAAUCUUUUACUGUCUUACUGUACUUGACUGCAGUUCAACAGUAUUGCAAGGCGAGAAUAUUUAAUGAAACAAGCUGGGUUUAAUUGUACUGAAAAUGCACCUUGCUAAUGGAGAGCUUUCAUAAUGGAUACUAACUUGCACAGGUAUUAACCCCUGUAUAUCAGCAAUAUGCUUACAUGUUCAGAAGUUUUGUUUAAUUCAGUGAUACUCUAAAUCGACUUGUUAAAAUAAACUGAGCAUAUUGACAGUA